AAAAAAGAGAGAAAAAAUAAUGAGUGACAAAGAAAAUUAAAUAGAAAUCAUAUAUAUAUAUAUAUAAAUUCCAAAAUAUGAUCAAUGAGAGAUCAUGUGGUUGUCCCACAUUAUCUUUCUCAACGCACGCCUUACCAUUAAGGAGACCCAAAUUUCCUGCAACAAACAAAGUAAAAAAGUUGAGAAUGGAUUCAUCGCAGGGAAGUACACAACAGAAGAUUGUGAUUCUGAACAGCCACAAUGAGAACCUGGUGGGUCUGCUUCAUGAAACUGGUUCUACAGAAAUUGUAGUCUUGUGUCAUGGCUUUCGAUCAAACAAGAACUUCGAAAUUAUGAAAAAUGUGGCUGUUGCUAUAGAGAGAGAAGGGAUUAGUGCUUUCCGUUUUGAUUUCUCCGGGAAUGGAGAGAGUGAAGGCAGUUUCUAUUAUGGUAACUACAAUUACGAAGCUGAUGAUCUACAUUCUGUUAUCCAAUACUUCUCUAACUUGAACCGUGUUGUUACUAUAAUUCUCGGUCACAGUAAAGGAGGUGAUGUGGUCCUCCUCUAUGCCUCCAAGUAUCACGAUAUCCCCAAUGUGAUCAAUCUCUCGGGACGUUAUGAUCUGAAGAAAGGCAUAGGAGAACGUCUUGGUGAAGAUUUUUUGGAAAGAAUUAAGCAACAAGGAUACAUCGAUGUUAAAGAUGGAGAUUCUGGUUACCGUGUUACCGAGGAGAGUUUGAUGGACCGGUUAAACACAGAUAUGCAUGAAGCUUGCCUCAAGAUUGACAAAGAAUGCAGGGUCUUGACGGUCCAUGGAUCGGGUGACGAGACAGUACCAGUGGAAGAUGCAAAGGAGUUUGCAAAGAUAAUACCGAACCACGAGCUACAGAUUGUGGAAGGAGCUGAUCAUUGUUAUACCAAUUAUCAAAGUCAAUUGGUUUUAACGGUUAUGGAGUUCAUAAAGAGUCAUUGUGAAGAAAAAAACGACAAGACUUGUAAUUGACCCUCCAAUAUUGCAUUGGACAUUUAUUUAUGUUUGGUUGACCAAAUAAAUUUAUAAAAGGUAAAUAAAAAUAUAAUACUUAUAUAAUCA
Molecule: messenger RNA, 1073 nt
Organism: Arabidopsis thaliana (thale cress)
Lineage: Eukaryota; Viridiplantae; Streptophyta; Magnoliopsida; Brassicales; Brassicaceae
Product: alpha/beta-Hydrolases superfamily protein
Exons: 6
Coding region: 78-983 (301 amino acids)
Source: RefSeq, marked reviewed